CAGAAAGACCCCUCCAAGCCUGAAGCGUUUCCACAGAUUUUUGGCCACACGAAUCAAAAAUUUCUUCCGCCGGAGGCAUUUUUGGGCAAAUUUCUGUCGAAAAGAAGGAAGAUACGAGCACUGGUCAAGUAUCCAACCCUUUUCCAGGCGUUUCCGGGGCAUAGCGUCUGGCAUCUCCCAAAGCCCACCCCUCCACGCCCGCUUAAUUGGAACACCCCAAGCUGGCUCGAGUUGGUGUCGUCGGUAGUGGCUACGAGCGCCGGCCUAUCUAGGGAUCCAGGUAUUCGACAUACAAUGGGCACUGGUCAGCAUCAGUAACAAUGGAGGCUGGGGUGCGCCAGGGCUGCCCGCUCGCGCCGCUGCUGUACCUGUUCGUGGCGCAAGCACUGCUGUGCUGGCUGCAGAAGCAAAAGGUCGGCAUCCGCCUGCGCCCGGACCGCGAGGAGCUCGCCACAGCAUUCCAGUUUGCUGACGACACGAAAGUGUUGCUGGAAAGCGACGCAAAGGUGCCCGGGUUCAUUGCGGUCAUGGACACGUUCGGCCGCGCUACAGGGCAACGGCUGAACCUGUCAAAGGUGGAGCUACUGCGGGUCGGCUGCCUGCCAGCAGCGCCCGGGCCGGCCGCUGCGGUGGCCGGCGCAGCCCCCGCCGUGCCGGGCAUGCCCGCCGCGCCUGCCGUGCCUGUGGCGCCCGCCGCACCGGCUGCGCCCGCCGCGCCUGACGUGCCUGCGGCGCCCGCCGCAGCGGCCGCACCCACCACUGGACCAGCCGCAGCGGCUGCGCCUGGGCCUGGCGUACAGGAACAGCUAUGCGGCCUUAAGGUGGUCACAGCGGCCACCGCCCUCAGCGUGCCAUUCAGCAGUGACCCCACACGGCUGCGGCUGGACUGGACAGCCCGCAUGCGAGAGGCCAGGCGCCGCCUGCGGCGUGUCGCCCACCUGGGACUCUCAGUCUUUGGCCGCGCCAGUGCAGCCUCAGCCUACUGCACCUCCAUGGUGACAUGGCACAUGGAACACAGCGGAUUGCCCGACGACAUAGCCCAGGAACUGGAGCGAUUGGUGGCGCGGGUGGUUGACCGCCGACUGGCCCCGGACUCGACCGAGAAGCGCCUUACGGGCAUCCCGACGGAGCUGCUUUAUGGCCACCCCACCACUGGCGGCUUCGGCGCACUGCCCAUCCGGCAGCACGUGCGUGGCCGGCAUGCGACAUGGGCCGCACGCCUGGCCGCCCAUGACGACAUCCCGGCCGCCCCGCAGCCCCAGCCGUGGUGCGUCGCCUACGACGUCUACCUCCGCGCGCACCACCCAUCCCUGCGCCCCAGUAGCACGCUGACGGCAGUCCCGGUGGUGGAGGGCGCCGGCGACAUCAUCCCCAGCCACCCGCUCCCCGAGGAUACCGAGCGCACGGUCUCAGCGCUGGGGUGGCUACCACCAGUGCAAGUGCUGACUGAGGCACCGGAGCCUGGUGCCUGGUGCUUCACGGCGCCGCUGUGGGGCAACCCGCUCCUCACCCCGUCCCCCGCGGCGGCCAGCGGCGAGCAGGAGGAGGAGGAUAGCGGCAGCGAUGGCGAAACAGCUGUGGAGCCCGUUCCGGCAGGAGUAGCGCGGCGCACGCAGGGGCGUGGUCUCGAUUACCGCCAUAGGACGCUGCGAGCCUGCGCGCGUCUUGUGACCAUCGGUGACUUAGUGCGAGCCCACGCUGCACGACCACCUGCGGUGGCUGCAGUCGACUGGGAGGGGUGGCUGCGAGACUACCUUGCGCCGUCAGACGGCCGUCGCCGGCGCCGUGGGCCCACGCUCGCCGCGCUGCAGGGCCUUGUCGGCGACAUCCCGCCAUCAUGGUGGAGUGCAGCGCAGGCUCACGCCGCACAGCUGGCGAGCCCUGGCCCAGCGCCUGUCCCGGCGCCGUCCACCAGUGAGGUCGUCCGCACCACCAUCAUGCCGCGCAUGGGCUGGAAGCUCUCUGGCUCUGAGACCCUCAAAGUCCCCCUAGCGAAGCUGUCCGUCCGCAUGGCCACAUCCAUGCAGCUGGACGAUGUGGCCACGCGGCGGGCGGACCUACACGAGGAUUAUGAGCGCGCGGCACAGGGCCUCCCGCCGCGCGCUGUGGUGCGGCGGGAGGACCUGCCAGCAGCUGCGGCUGCAACGCUUGGCGCCAUUAGGGACACCCUGGCGCGCCUUUGGCAGAAGGUGCGGUGGGAACGGCGACACUUUGAGACGCUGUGGCGAUUGGCCAUCGACGCAGUGCCGCUGCCGGGAAACUCGCAUAUGCCGUUGGCUCGCCGUGAGCCAUGCGGCUGUGGGCAACACGGCCAUGGGGGCGCCGCGGUGGAGGCACACGCCGCCGCCGCGCCCACGCCACGGCAGCACCACUUCUGGGAUUGCGCGGUGGCGAAGGCCGUGGUGGCGCAGAUCAACGCACACAACCCCGGUCCGGCUCCCAUCAGCCAAGCCCAGCUGUGGCUGGUUCAGGCGCCGCCGGGUUUUCAGCAGUGUGUUUGGGACGUGGUGGUGAUGGCGGCGCUGGCCGCCACAGAACAUGGCCGGGUGCGGCUGCGCGGGAUGACGCGCGCCGCAGCGGCCCUAAGAAUUCAGACGGCGGCGGCAGCAGCUCCCGAGGCUGCGGUGGCAGGUGCAGCGGAGGCGGAACCCGAUCUUGACGAGAUCCCGCCCACACAGCUGACGCCGCCGCAGCCAGGCGUCAACCCCGUCGAGCUUGCGUGCGCUCGUGCAGUCGCGGACUUCUGGUCGCGGCUGAUGCAGUUCGCGCAGCUCGGCGUGCCCCAAAAGGGCUGGGAUGGUGUUGACGCCACUCACCCCAUCCUGGCGGUGGUGAACGGUGAAAUGCUGUGCGCGAUGCCGCAAGCUAUGGAGCUGGAGGCUUGAAAGGGAUCAGCCCUUAGGAGAAGCGCGUGAGCACUAACAUGAGCCACUGAAGCAGUGGCAUACGAGAGGGUCAGCGGGGGAGCUUAGUGGGCAGGCGAAGGGUUUUUGUUUUACGCCCGUGGGAGCAGGGCCAGGUUUGCGGGGUUUUAAUGCCUGAGAGGGUGUAUUGGGUGCUGCAACACCCCGGGUCUUACGGCCUGGACCGGCCUAAUGGCCAGACGCGUUUGUGGCUGCCCUUAGGCAUUGUCUGCCCUUGCGUCGAGAGCUGGUUAGGUUGCGGUUGAGGUCGUGCAGGCUGCCGGGUCGUAGGACUCAGCCCCGCAGCCACUGUGGUCGUGCUUUCACGUGCUGUCGCGUGCUGCGUGUUUUGUUAUGUUUGCUGUUUUUUGUCUUCUGCCCGCCUGGUUUUUAAGAGGUAGCUCGCCCGCUGGGUCUGAGGUUGUUACACCGGUAGUAAUUCCGCAAGGAUUACUGGCGCGGUGAAGGGUCGGAGUGCGUUGCCCUGUGGACUCCAGAGCUGGUUGCGCUCUGCCGGGGAAACGCCAGGUCACGGCAGCCCUCGAUUGAGAGCCCUGUCGUUGGUUAUACCAGAUACACGAUUCACGUGAUCUGGCAGAAUAACCGUGGAAAC
Chlamydomonas reinhardtii is the source of this 3516-nucleotide messenger RNA. RefSeq lists its product as uncharacterized. Bases 321 to 2885 code for a protein of 854 amino acids. The transcript is spliced from 2 exons. The record is from RefSeq and is a predicted model, not a curated record. Lineage: Eukaryota; Viridiplantae; Chlorophyta; Chlorophyceae; Chlamydomonadales; Chlamydomonadaceae.